This is a messenger RNA of Drosophila grimshawi, 2991 nucleotides long. RefSeq lists its product as uncharacterized. The transcript is spliced from 2 exons. The record is from RefSeq and is a predicted model, not a curated record. NCBI's taxonomy places the organism in Eukaryota, Metazoa, Arthropoda, Insecta, Diptera, Drosophilidae. The coding region runs from base 8 to 2317 and encodes 769 amino acids. Gene Ontology annotation, molecular function: protein binding.
CGAAACUAUGCGGUCGCCGUACGAAGAUAGCGCUGCCGUGUCAACGGAUAAUAAGUAUCAGCAAGCAAGCAGCUACAGCUACAGCAGCUUCAAUGGCACUAAUAACAAUAAUUACCAUACCAAUUUUAAUGGCAACGGUAAUGUGAAUGGUAAUGGUAAUGGUAAUGGUAUACCCUAUCACGCGCGCGAAAACUCAUUGCCCUUUAGCUAUGGCAUUGCCAAAACGGCAACUCCGCUGCGCAAAACGCCAACGCCAACGCGGCUCGACAGUUUCCUCGACGCCGACUUCGGACUGAGCAGCAGCAGCACUGGCGGCAGCGGCAGCGGCAGCGUCGGCGUCAGCCAUAAUGUCAGCAAUACCUAUAAUAAUCAUCAUCAUCACAAUAACAACAACAAUAAUAGUGGCAGUGAUAUGAUAAAGCCGCAGCCACGUUUAACCAGCCCUUUGCUGGUCCGCAAAACGUUGGCCAACAAUUCGAAUGCGAAUCCGAAUUCGAACUCGAAUACCAUAUCGAAUACAUAUCAUUAUGGGUCAGCGCCACGCGCCGAUUUCGAGCAGCUGCUGCGCGAUCGACGCGACAAAGUCUACGGCGAGUAUCGCGAUCGUGAAAAGGAGCGUGAAAAGGAACGUGCUUCGGCACGUGUGCCGCCAAUGCCACCCCAACGCCGACUGAGCCACAACAACAACAACAGCAACAACAAAUACAAUUACGAUUUUGAGUUUAAUCUUAAUUUGAAUGAUUUGAAUGAGCGCAGCUCGCUGCCAGCACCAGCACCAGUUCCAGCUCCAGCUCCAUAUACAACCCGAAAUAUUGAGUACAGACGCGAUGUGGAUUUCGAUGUGGAUGAGCCCGAUGGCAGCGCCCUUCUUGGUCGUCGUCACAUGGAGUCCACAUUUGUGGAACGCAAUUAUCACACAAUUAACAGCAAGAGCCACAGUUUGGAACGCACACCAAUGCAGCUGACAUACAAACAGCAGCAGCAUCAAACGAUGGAGCCACUGUUGAUGCCACAGUUGGAGCAGCACCAUCAGCAGCAGCAGCAGCAACAGCAGCAGCUUGCUCACAUUUAUGGCCAGAACCACACGCGCAGCCGUCGCGAUUUGUCGCCCAUUUAUGCCAUCAGCGCAAAGCGCGCUCCAAAUACUCCAAAUGGACAACAAUUGCAACUGCAACAACAACAGCAGCAACUGCAACAACAACAGCAGCAGCAACAGCAGCAACAGCAACAGCACCAUCAGCAGCAGCACUAUCAGCAGCAGCAGCAGCAGAUGGAUUACCUGCUUACGCCCAGUCCAACAAGCCGGCCAGAGACGCCCGCCUUUCCGCUCACGCCACGCACACCAUUCUUCGGCAGCGCCUCGACUCCCCAGCAUGCCUCGCCCAACAGCAACAGCAACAUCAACAGCGAGUCCAUUUAUCAGACAAUUGCCAGCAGGCAGCAACUCAAUUCGGGACAUUCACCCACCUUUGAGGUUGCACCCGAUUUGGUUAAAUUUGCCCGGAACUCGGCAAAGUUUUGGUACAAGUCGCUAUUGUCGCGGGAGGAUGCAAUUGCGCUACUGUUGAAUGCACCGCCGGGCACAUUUGUGGUUCGCGAUUCGACCACGUACAAGAAUGCUUAUGGGCUGGUGUUGCGUGUGGCACAGCCACCGGCAGGCAGUCAAGAGUUGGUGCGUCAUUUCCUCAUCGAGCCGACGCAGCGUGGUGUGCGCUUGAAGGGUUGCGAGAAUGAGCCCACUUUCACCUCACUCUCCGCCCUGAUCUAUGAGCAUUCCAUCAAUAAGCUGGCGUUGCCCUGCCUGCUGCGCAUACCCGAUGCGGAUGUGGUACCUGGUCUGGCUACGCUCACAACGCCCGCCCAGCAACAGUUGCUCGCGCAUGGCGCUGCAACGAAUGUGCUGUGGCUGUUCAGCUGCGAUACGGAAUCGUUGACGGGCAAUGAGGCCAUUAGGAAGGCCAUCCGGCAGCUGUAUAAACAGCAACCGUUGCCAACGCCCACCGUGGUGCACUUCAAAGUCAGUGGCGAGGGUAUCACGCUAACGGACAAUACGCGAAAGAAGUUCUUCCGCAAACACUAUACGGCCGAUGUGAUCUCGCAUUGUGCCAUCGAUCCGGAGAAUCGCAUGUGGAGUUCACCCGAUGAUCCCAACAGCAAGAAGACCAUCUUUGCCUUUGUCGCCCGCAGAUCGCACAGCUCCAAGGACAACCAGUGUCAUAUCUUCUCCGAUCUGUCCGUUGCCCAACCGGCUGUGACCAUUGUCUCAUUUGUCAAUCGAACGCUGCCCACCGAAAAGCAGCGCAACUAUGUCCUUUGAGGAGCGGCCAGGACAUUGAAAAUGGGGAAGGACCCCCAAGGCAAAGCUUGGAAGUGAACGAAAAUGAAACGCAGCAAUUGAAAAAUAAAUAUAGAAAACAAAUACAUAUAUUAACAAUAUGAUGUCAGUUAAUAUUCGUGUGGCACUCACUCACACACACUUGAAUUAUCUAAACGCACAGUGGAACAAAGCAGCAUGGAAAUGUUUAUAAGAUAUUGGAAUGUUUUUCAAAUUUGUGUAAAAGUUAAGCACUUUUUAUUUUUAUUAAUCACACAUAGUCAUAAGAAAUAUGGUCAUAUAUAUAUACAUAUAUAUACUAGUAACAAUUUAUUAAAAAAAAUAACUAUGUUGUAUGUGCUAAUAAGAUAAUGUAUAUCAAUAAAUUAUUCAGUGCUUAUUUGUCCUUAACAUUGUACAUAUUAUAUGUAUGCUAACUAUAAGAAAAAUAAAUAGUAAAAAUUGGUAAAUGUUUUUUCGAUAAGCUUAAGUACUUCCUUAACCGAAUCCAACACAUUCAGCUCAGAAAACAUUUCAGCUAAAUAUUAAAUAUUUAUCAAGAAUUGUGUCUCUUUGUUCCACUGUGCAGUGAACGAAAUUUGAUACCUGAAUAGUUGUGCACUUUAACAACUAAAAACAUAAUAAUAAAAAAAAACUGAAUGCCAUGUGUGUAUAUA